AUGGCCAUUUCUCAGCGCGUCUCCAACGCGAUCUCUGGUAUCUUCAAGUCCCGGACUCCGAUGAUUCCCGCCGUGACAGAAGCCAUGGUGUCCACCAGCCUACCACGGGUUCCUCCGCGCCAUGGGAUCAUUGAGUCCUGCGUUCUCGGGCUAAUUUGCGUAUUACCUCUCCUCAACGACACUGUCAAAGCUUUCUUGGAAGCUUGUGAGGCGGUGAUACACUCUCACUUGUCAGACUCGUCCACCGCAGUUCAGUCCACUCGCGAUGUCGCGUCUUCGAACGGGAUGUCGUCGGCGGUCGACCCUGCUCAGUCUUUUAGUGAGACUGUGGCUCCCGGCCCAUCCACCCCAUUGAACAGUGUCCACUCUGACGGCUCUCGGACACCCGAGCUCUUCCACUCCUUACGCACGAUGACCGGCUAUUCCGUUGCCUCUUCUAUCCGUGGCUCCGACGUUGGUAUGCAAACUCCCGAGGACAUGUCGUUCAGGUCCGCACAUGAAAACCCCGAUCUAUUUACAAAGGCUGCAGAGCCACCGUCUCCAGCUAUCCACCGCGAGGAUUCCUGUUACCUAGGAUAUGUGACGCCUUUGGAAGACCUUGACUUCGUACUGCCCUUCUCUCAGGCUCCGGAGUCGCCAUCGUUGCCUUCCAGUAAUGAUGUUCACCGGCUGAGCCUCGAGCUAUCUUCCUCCUUCAAGUCGGCGUCUGAAUCCUUAGCGGUCUGCGGAAACGGAAUCGUAGGACCCCUUCUACCACAUCACGACGCGUCCCCUGUUGAGAGGUCCUCUGUGAGGUUCGGCGACGAAGAUUUUCAGCUUGAGCGUCGGCGUCGUGCUCGUUCUGAAGGUCUCAUCAUCGACGGGGAGAUCUCUUAUUCAUUCUUGGGCUUCCUCGGAGAGGGAUCUUAUGGACGCGUUCUGCAUGUCAGGUCGUCAGCAGGGGAGGAUCUUGCUGUAAAGGUCUUCAACAAGCGGAAAGCAGCGCGGGACCCUGUCCAGCUCGACUUCUUGGUACUGGAGAAAGAUAUCUGGGAGAGGAUCACGAUGCACUGCAGGAGUCCGUUUCUCGCCCCGUUGCAUACGUCAUUCCAGGAUGACGCCAAUAUCUAUUUUGUGACGAAACUGUACCCGCAAGGUUUGAGACCAAGGAUGGGGGACUUGAGAUACGAGCUGGGCACUUCGGAUAUCGUGCUUUACGCGGCCGAACUGCUUCUAGCAAUUGAAGACCUACACCGGUCAUUUAUCAUUCAUCGCGAUAUUAAACCAGAGAACAUAGUCAUCUCCCCCUCCGGUCACCUGUGUCUAAUCGACUACGGCAUGGCGCGUCUCUUUUCCGAGUGCCGGUCAUAUCAGGAAUUCCAGGGUUGCCGUGCGUUCUCGCUAUGCGGCACUCCAGGAUAUGUGGCGCCAGAGAUGCUGCGGGAGGACUGUCCUGAGAAAGGCUACACCUGUAGCGUCGACAUAUGGGCAUUUGGGAUUGUCCUACUGGAGCUGUUCAUUGGCGAUGGAAUUCCUUACUUCAACAACUCCUGCAACGAGAUAGUAGAGCAAGCCAUCCUGGAGGCGGACAUCGAUCUUGAAUCCGUUGUCUUCGACCUAGAAGGACGGGAUCUUCUGAGCAAGAUUCUGGUGACGGAUCCUUUCGAGCGUCUGACUAUUGAAGAGAUCAAAGCGCAUCCUUUCUUCUCGAGAGUUGACUGGGAUAUGGUACGGACAAGAGGUUAUAACCCUUCCUACAUUCCUGGAUAUCGAGGUCCGAGACCAUUCGACCAUCCUCUGUCAUUCAGAUCCAAGCACUCCCAGUCUCGCGGCGACGAUGCUUCCGUCAUCCCGGAGGUCUACGUCUGCGAAGAGGAUAUACGAUUCUUGUGCCCAAAGGACUUGCUGCGCGAUCCAUUACAUGGUACUCUAUCGUGGGCGUGCGAGGAUUGGAUUCGUCACCCAGACGCGGAUGUCACCUCGGAGCGCUCCUUCCACACAGGCCGUGGCCUGUCCAGUUUGCACUUGUGA
This is a messenger RNA of Gloeophyllum trabeum ATCC 11539, 2010 nucleotides long. Its product is annotated as kinase-like protein. Gene Ontology annotation, biological process: protein phosphorylation. Gene Ontology annotation, molecular function: ATP binding; protein kinase activity. The record is from RefSeq and is a predicted model, not a curated record. Lineage: Eukaryota; Fungi; Basidiomycota; Agaricomycetes; Gloeophyllales; Gloeophyllaceae. Bases 1 to 2010 code for a protein of 669 amino acids. The transcript is spliced from 7 exons.